Molecule: messenger RNA, 750 nt
Organism: Olea europaea var. sylvestris
Lineage: Eukaryota; Viridiplantae; Streptophyta; Magnoliopsida; Lamiales; Oleaceae
Product: class I heat shock protein-like
Exons: 1
Coding region: 159-563 (134 amino acids)
Biological process (GO): response to heat; response to salt stress; protein complex oligomerization
Source: RefSeq, a predicted model, not a curated record
AUUGUAAAUAUCUGAUAAACUUUUUAUGUUCUUUUGCAUUGUAGAAGAACCCUGAAACUUCAUGGCCUCAUUCUCACUCGUUAUAAAUAUGAGCAAAAUUCACGUCACCAUUUCAUAAAGAAUCCCACGAUCAAAUUAAUAAGAAAAAAAAAGGAAAAAUGUCUUUGGUUCCUCAAAUUCUGAGCGAAGUUUUCCCACAAUUUCAAUCAACCAAUGAAAUUUCUGCCUCAGCCAACGCACGGAUAGACUGGAAGGAGACGCCGGAGGCCCAUGUUUUCAAAGCCGAUCUUCCGGGGCUGAAGAAAGAAGAGGUGAAAGUAGAGGUGGAGGAGGGUAGGGUUCUGCAAAUCAGCGGUGAGAGGGCGGCGGAAAAGGAAGAUAAGAAUGAUAUAUGGCAUCGGAUGGAGAGGGGAAGAGGCAAGUUUCUCAGGAGGUUCUAUUUGCCGGAAAAUACGAAAACCGAUGAAGUGAAGGCAACUAUGGAGAAUGGUGUUCUUACUGUAACUGUUCCUAAGCAGGAGGUGAAGAAAACUGAAGCGAAGACUAUUGAAAUCACUGGGUGAAAAAAGAGCAUUACUUUCAACUGUCUGGAAGUUUCGAUUGUUGUUCUGCGUUUGUUUGUUUAAUGAUGUUUUUGCAUGUGGAACUUUGCGUCAUUUUUAUGAAUGUUUGUAUUUCGUAUAAUAUGCAGUAUGUCUCCUGUGUUGUGAUGAAUAAAAGUUGCUUGGCCCAUUAAAACGGUGUUAACGU